Scomber japonicus (chub mackerel) is the source of this 2852-nucleotide messenger RNA. It is a transcript of the gene xylt1, whose product is annotated as xylosyltransferase I. Bases 1 to 2772 code for a protein of 923 amino acids. The record is from RefSeq and is a predicted model, not a curated record. Gene Ontology annotation, molecular function: protein xylosyltransferase activity. Lineage: Eukaryota; Metazoa; Chordata; Actinopteri; Scombriformes; Scombridae. Gene Ontology annotation, cellular component: membrane. The transcript has 12 exons. Gene Ontology annotation, biological process: chondroitin sulfate proteoglycan biosynthetic process; heparan sulfate proteoglycan biosynthetic process.
AUGGUUGGCGGCUUGUGUGCUCGCAGGUUGGCCCGCCGGUCGCGGUCCGCCCUGAUAGCAGCCCUCACUGUGCUGCUGGUGCAGACGCUGAUUGUGUGGAACUUCAGCAGCCUCGACUCCGGCGAAGACAGGGAAAACGGAGGCUCCAAUGUGCGGGAGAAGAGGGACCGGGUCGCGGGCAACAAAGCCGCUGGCAGCGACUAUUUCCAGCACGGGGUCCAGCGGCGGCAGCAUCUUCCCCCGCCUGGGAGGGGGGCGUCUCGCCACAUACAGCAGCCGGAUGGUUAUUACUCCCACCGGCCGAAGGAGAAAAACAGAGUGGACAGCAACAACGAGAACUCCGUACCAAAAGACUUUGAUAACAUAGACAAUAGUAACUUUGGUGCUCGCUCGCAGCCACACCGGCAGUCUGUAGGGGCUACUAGCAACAAGCAGCAGCGGGAGCACCUGCAGGAGAAGGCCCACGCCCAGCAGCAAACAUGGCGGGAAAGCUCUCCAAGUCUGGGCCGCAACUCGAACGAAGUGCUGCCUGUAGGGCACCAGCCGCUGGCGGUCGGCAACAACGCCUCAUACUCACAGCACAGACAUCAGCACCCGCACCGGAGGCAGGUGACUGCAGCACCGCUUGAGGUGACCUACGACCAGCCACCCAAGUGCGAGAUCAGUGGGAAGGAAGCCAUUUCAGCUCUGUCCAGAGCCAAGAGUAAGGAGUGCCGGCAACAGAUCGCAGAGGUGUACUGCAGACACAAGGAAGGCGGGUUAAUGCCUGAGAAGGUCACCCGUUACUGCCCCCUUGAGGGUAAAGCCAAUGCUAAUGUCCAGUGGGAUGAGGACUCCACUGAGAGCUUUCCAUCGAAACCAGUGAGAAUAGCGUUUGUCCUGGUGGUCCAUGGAAGAGCCUCUCGCCAGUUUCAGCGCCUCUUCAAAGCCAUCUACCACACUUCCCACUACUACUACAUACAUGUUGAUCAGCGCUCCAACUACCUGCACAGGCAGGUGCAUGCCUUGGCUGCACAGUAUCCCAAUGUGAGGGUGACACCAUGGCGCAUGGCCACCAUCUGGGGUGGUGCCAGUCUGUUGACCAUGUAUCUUCGCAGUAUGGCUGACCUGCUGGCCAUGAGGGACUGGAACUGGGAUUUCUUCAUCAACCUCAGUGCCGCCGAUUACCCCAUCAGGACCAAUAACCAGCUGGUGGCCUUCCUGUCCAAAUACAGAGACAUGAACUUCAUCAAGUCCCAUGGCAGGGACAACGCCAGGUUUAUCAGAAAGCAAGGCCUGGACCGUCUGUUCUUUGAGUGCGACACCCACAUGUGGAGGCUGGGCGAUCGUAAAAUCCCAGAGGGCAUCUCUGUGGACGGCGGGUCCGACUGGUUCCUUCUAAACCGCAUGUUCGUGGAAUAUGUCAUCAACUCCAAGGACAAUUUGGUCACCAACAUGAAACGCUUCUACGCCUACACUCUGCUGCCUGCCGAGUCGUUCUUCCACACAGUGCUGGAGAACAGUGCCCACUGUGAAAGCAUGGUGGAUAACAACCUGCGCAUCACCAACUGGAACCGUAAACUGGGCUGUAAGUGCCAGUACAAGCACAUCGUUGACUGGUGUGGAUGCUCCCCAAAUGAUUUCAAGCCUGCAGAUUUCCACCGUUUCCAGCAAACAGUGCGGCCCACCUUCUUUGCCAGGAAGUUUGAAGCCAGCGUGAACCAGGAAAUAGUGAACCAGCUGGACACCUACCUGUUUGGACCAUUCCCCCAGGGGACGCCGGCCCUAAACUCGUACUGGGAGAACAUGUACGACGAGCCAGAUGGCGUGGCCAGUCUGUCGGACACACAGCUCACGUACUACCACUCCUUCUCGCGGCUGGGCUUGGCCAGGGCUGCCGCCUCGCUGCAGGGAAACCCAAAAGAUCACAGCUGCAGGUAUUUUCCCAUGGGCCACCCGGUGUCAGUGCAUCUGUACUUCCAGGCAGACCAGUUCCAGGGCUACCUGGUCAAGCAUCACGCCACCAAUCUGGCCACAAGCAAGUUGGAGACCAUGGAGACCUGGGUGGUACCCAAGAAGAACUUCAAGCUGACUUCUCCUCCGGCCAACACAUUCAGCAGGUUGCUGUUUGCAGAGAUCGGUACAGAGUGGGAUGCAAAAGAACGCCUGUUCCGAAACUUUGGCGGCUUGAUGGGCCCCAUGGAGGAGACGGUAGGCAUGCAGAAGUGGACUAAGGGGCCUAACGUCACCGUCACGGUCGUGUGGAUUGACCCCACCAACGUCAUCGCAGCCACCUACGACAUUCUAAUAGACGCCAGCGCCGAGUACACCCACUACCGGCCGCCGCUCAACCAACCUCUGCGGCCUGGCGUGUGGAGCGUCCGCAUCCUGCACCACUGGAGCCCCGUGGCUGAGAUGCGCUUCCUUAUCGUCCCCUUGACCUUUCAUAAGCACCAGCCCAUACGACAAGAGGAUACUCUGAGGCUCCACAACGGGCCGCUGAAGAACAGCUACAUGGAGCAGAGUUUCCACGGUCUCAACCCGGUGCUCAACAUCCCCGUCAGCCUGAGCUUCGUGGAGCAGGCUAAGAGGAACGCAGCCCUGACCGGCCCAGAGCUGGAGCAUUGGCUAGACAGCCUGGUGCACGAGCAGUGGGAGGCGGCCGAUGUCUGUGCCGUGGGCCUUACCGCCUGCCCUGUCAUGCAGGCCUGCUCCAAGAACCCAUGGAGCUCCCUGAGCCCAGACCCCAAAUCCCAGCUGAGACCACCGCGUGCAGAUGGGCGCAUCAGGUAGCAGCGAGGCUUCCAGCUGGACAGGAGGCCACGGCACAGAGAGAUUCACUGUUGAUUUUUAUUUAUUUAAGGUUGCAGGUG